AUGACAUCUCGUGUAUACUUGGGUCAUCUCUCUCGUGAUGCUUCGGACCGAGACAUUGAAAAUCUCUUCAAGAGCUACGGUAGAAUCCGUGAGGUGACUUUGAAGAAUGGUUUUGGCUUUGUAGAAUUUUCAGAGACAAAAGAUGCAGAGGAUGCAGUGUACGAUCUCAAUGGCAAGGAAUUCAUGGGUGACAGACUCGUGGUUGAGCUUGCGCGUGGGGAACGCAGACGCGAUGGCCGAAGAGAAGACCGUGAUGAACGAAGAUAUGGACCACCUGAGCGAACCGAGUUCCGUCUUAUUGUCGAGAAUCUGGCACAUGGUGUCAGUUGGCAGGACAUCAAGGACUUGAUGCGCAGAGCAGGCGAAGUCACUUUUGCGGAUCUCAGCAAGGGGCGCGAUGAUGAAGGUGUUGUAGAGUUUUCAUCCGAGCGAGAUGUACAGAAUGCCCUCAAAACGUUGGAUGGAGAGAAUCUGAAAGGCAAACCCAUCUCUCUCCGCUUGUUUGACCCUACACGCGACAAUGUCCCUCGUGAAAUGGGUCGUGGAGGCGGUGGACGUGAUCGUGACCGUUAUGAUGGACGCGAGCGUAGGGACCGUGACUUUGAUAACCGUCGCGAUAGAGACAGAGGUCGUGACCGCAGAGAACGCGAGCGCUCUCAUUCCCGCAGCGGUGAUCGCAGACGUUCUCGCAGCCGUGAUCGUCGCCGCUCUCGCAGCAAGGAGCGUGGAAACCGCUCAGAUCGUGGUCGUGACCGUGGUGGACGCUCUGAACGCGACCGAAGCAAAAGCCCUACUCGUCGUGGACGUUCUCGCUCCAUGAGCCGGGAUUGA
Messenger RNA from Lobosporangium transversale, 831 nucleotides. RefSeq lists its product as hypothetical. Lineage: Eukaryota; Fungi; Mortierellomycota; Mortierellomycetes; Mortierellales; Mortierellaceae. Bases 1 to 831 code for a protein of 276 amino acids. Gene Ontology annotation, cellular component: cytoplasm; nucleus; ribonucleoprotein complex. Gene Ontology annotation, molecular function: mRNA binding. The transcript is spliced from 6 exons. The record is from RefSeq and is a predicted model, not a curated record.